This is a messenger RNA of Chara braunii, 1776 nucleotides long. Lineage: Eukaryota; Viridiplantae; Streptophyta; Charophyceae; Charales; Characeae. The record is from the annotation of a GenBank genome assembly.
ACAAAGGACAUUGGUAGAGGAGGAAGUGAUUACUGUUGCAUUCUACUUAAGAGGGUUCAGCAGCUCGCUGGCUAAAUGGAUUGGUAGCUUCAAAGGGGUUCGGCAGGAACAUGGGUGAUUGGGCGCAGACCCACACCCUAGAAAGCUUUAUGGAUUUAGUGGACGCACGAUGGCACAACCCUCAGCAGGCACAUAUUGCCACUGAUGGGUUGUUAAAGCUUGAUGCUAGGAAGUACAAGUCAGUGCGAGAGCUUACCACGACCGUAGAGCGUCUGACCGUUGUCCCGAGAGUGGAGUACAAUCCACAGGUCUUAUUGACCAUGUUCUUGAGAUGUCUUCCCACGGCAAUCAAGAACUUACUGGCCUGUGAGGCUCGGUUAGAGUAUCACACGUUUGAGACAUUUAGUAAGAAGGCCCUAGAUUUAGAGGCUACACUGGGUAGUGCUCAGACCCCUUCUAUGGACGAGAGAAAGAAGAAGACUCCACAGGAAUGGAAGAAGAAGGGUAGUCGAUUGAUGAUGGUUGAUUCCGAAGGGAAUCAAACUGAAAUCGAUGAUGUUUCUGAACUUGUGGAGGGUGCAAAGUUAAACGGCGAGGAGAGUGCUGAGGGUAGCAACCUCGCCGCAGUAGUUAAGACUAAGGCAACGGGCCGCAGCAAGGGCGGUCAGCAAAGGAGUCAAGGGCAGGCCGCUAACCCAAACAAAAUAGCAGCUUGGGUUAGAGCAGGCCUGGAUCAAGAAGUGUGGCAGGACCGUUGGUCGCGAGGUGCUUGCAUAAACUGUGGCGAGCACGGCCAUACGCAGUUUGAGUGCAAGAACCUGAAGGUCUCGCAGAAGAUCCCUCCUAAGGCCUUAGAGGACCUUCAACGUGAGUGGUCGACAAGGGACCCUCGUGAGUCCUGGGUGGCACUGGGUAGAGGUCCUAGAGGGGAGCAUUUCAUUGUGGAAGUUGGUGUGGGUGGUCGCAAGUGCGGCGCCUUCGUAGACAUUGGCUCCACGCGAAACUUCAUAAGUCGCGACUGCGUUGACAGACUGCGCCUAAAGGACUGGGUGCAGCGCCUUAGUAGACCGGUAGCAUCUACUUUGGCCAACAAAGAGCGCAUGUUGGUGGAGGACUACGUUAAAGAUGUAGUCUGCACUUUCUCCUACCCAGGAGGAGAGAGAAACCAUAACAUAUCAUUCCUGGUGAGCGACGAGUUGCCCUUUGACAUAUUGGGCAUGUACUACCUCGAGGUUGCCAAGCCUCAGUUUGACUGGGACAAGAAGGUGUUGAAGCACGAGUUGCCUAAUGGGAGGACCGUUACACUGGCUAAGUAUAAAGCCAAUAGGUUAAUAGACUCCUAUGGGUGCUUACGCGCAUCUGCCUUCUAUAACUAUUAUAAACAGAACCAAGAGGAAGGAAUGUACUUAGUAUAUGUCUCUGAGAAAGGGGAGGCCGUUAAAACUCCCCCAGAAAUAGAGACAAUCGUCGCUAAGUACCCUGAUCUGUUUGAGGAGCCCUCAGGAGUCGUAGACAGGGAGGUUGUCCAUGCCAUAGAGAUCAUCCUAGAGCAGAGUAUCUCCAUGGACUUCAUGGAUACUCUCGUGACCAGCAAGAAUGGCAAGAGGCACAUCUUCGUCAUAGAUGCUAGGUUCACUAAGUAUGCUAGACUAAUUGCCAUGCCGGAGAGUGCAAGGACUGAACAUGUCAUCAAGUUAUUCAUGGAUAACUAACUAACUGGGUGCGUGAUUUUGGACAGCCAAAGACAAUCGUUAGUGAUAAAGAUGUAUGAUUCAC